Messenger RNA from Micromonas commoda, 1989 nucleotides. RefSeq names its product B-type asparagine synthetase chloroplast precursor (gene ASNB). The record is from RefSeq and is a predicted model, not a curated record. The transcript has 6 exons. Gene Ontology annotation, molecular function: asparagine synthase (glutamine-hydrolyzing) activity. Gene Ontology annotation, cellular component: cytosol. NCBI's taxonomy places the organism in Eukaryota, Viridiplantae, Chlorophyta, Mamiellophyceae, Mamiellales, Mamiellaceae. The coding region runs from base 43 to 1905 and encodes 620 amino acids.
GUCGCCCGCACGACUGCAGCCAAACUUGCAGAAAAACAACAAAUGAGCGUAGUAAACAGUACAUCUCCCUCCUGGACACCAUGUCCUCGUCGGGAUUGGCGUCUCCGUAGCAACAAAACACAAACAAAAUUCCGUCCACUUGGAGUUGCUCGUAGCGAAAUCUAUGGCUCUUCUAUCCAGCUGGAGGGUUGCCGUGGCUAUAUCAGCAACCUUCCUCUAGUGCUGACACAGGCAGCUCAAGGGUAUAUGGGUCGACGCGGGUUCCGCUUCAAUCCGGAAAUGUGCUCGAUCCUUGCCUGCUACGAUCCGAAUGGUGCGUUCGCUGACAACCGGGAGACACUGAUGAGAGACCUUUCUGCUCGAAUGCGAUCUCGUGGACCCGAUGGCUCUGGCUACUAUGGAAAUGAAAAAUUUGGCCUUGCCCACGAGCGGCUCGCGAUCAUGGAUCCUGAAGGCGGAAAACAGCCGAUUGUCUAUGAAGAUGCCAAGUAUUCUGUCUGUGCAAACGGCGAAAUCUACAACUUUCGCCAACUACAGGAAAAGUAUGAGCUCGGCACUGCAAAGACCGGUUCGGACUCUGAAGUCUUGCUCCAGCUAUUCAAACUAAUAGGUCCGGAGUUUGUCAAAGAACUUAAUGGCAUUUUCGGAUUCGUUUGCGUCGGUGAUGAUGGCGAAAACAUUUUAGCAGCUCGUGACCAUUGCGGCAUCAAGCCCCUCUACAUCGGAUAUGGAAAAGGGGGCUCCAUUUGGUUCGCUUCUGAGCUGAAGGCGAUAUGUGAUCAAUGUGAAACAAUCGAGGAAUUUCCAGCCGGAUAUUAUUGGACCCCGGUGAGUGGUUUUGUGAAAUAUUACAGGCCUGAAUGGGACAGCGACGACUAUGUCGGGAGGAAGGACACUUCCCAUGUGCGUGAAGUGCUUACUCAAGCUGUCAGAGAACAGAUGAUGUCGGACGUCCCCAUCGGCUUAUUGCUAUCUGGUGGUCUUGAUUCGGCCGUGAUAUCAACAAUCAUCAAGCCAAUGCUAGAAGAGACUAAGCAGCAGUUCAUCACGUUCACUGUUGGCCAAGAAGGUUCCCCAGAUAUCACAGCCGCAAGAAUGAUGUCUGAACACCUCGGCACUGAUCAUCAUGAGUACCUGUUUACCUCAGAAGAAGCUUGCAGCAUCAUACCCGAUGUUGUUUACCAUCUUGAGACCUAUGAACCAGAGCUCAUCCGAUCUGCGAUUCCCAACUAUUUUCUUGCUCGGCUAGCAUCCAAAUACGUCAAAGUUGUUCUCACUGGCGAAGGUUCUGAUGAACUUUUUGCUGGGUAUCUCUAUUUCCGCGACGCGCCCAACUCUACUGCGAUACAUAAAGAGCUUCGUCGCAUUUUUCACCACCUCCACAAUGUCAAUUGCCAAAGAGCCGACCGCAUGACAAUGGCGCAUGGCCUAGAAGCCCGCGUUCCUUUCCUGGAUCCAAACGUGAUUGAUGCUGUUAUGCAGGUAGACCCUGAGUUGAAACGGAUAGAGGGUGAAAACAAGCCUGAAAAGCAUGCCCUUCGUGCACUUUUCGAUGGCGAGAUACCGGAUCCUGUUCUCUGGAGAACCAAAGCGAUGCAAUGUGAAGGAGUUGGAUUAAAUUGGGUCGAUGAUUUGCAGGCUUUCUGCGCUGCUCACGUAACGGAUGAAGAGUUUGACAAGGCGACGACAUUAUACAAAAUCAAUCCUCCGCAGAGCAAAGAAGAGAUGUACUAUCGAAAAAUAUUUGAAUCGCAUUAUCAGAAUAUGGACAAGUUUGUGCAUGUUUGGGAUGGCGGUUGCAGAGCAGGAGGCGCUGCUUGGCAAAACCAGGCAUACACCCGUUUUGGUCUCAAGGACGUCGCUCAACUUGCCAAGGGAAUCGAAGGGGUCAGAGGGGCUGAAUAGGAGCUUGAUUGGCGAAGGACACCUUUCCUGUGAAAUUAAAGUUUUAGUUGCUUUUAUUCUAAAUACGAAGGUAUGAUAUUUGAC